Messenger RNA from Podarcis lilfordi (Lilford's wall lizard), 9204 nucleotides. The record is from the annotation of a GenBank genome assembly. Lineage: Eukaryota; Metazoa; Chordata; Lepidosauria; Squamata; Lacertidae.
GACGAGGGCAGGUCGGGCGCCCGAGCCGGCGGCGUCUUGGAAGAGCCGGGCGGGGGGGCGGCGCUGCUCUCUCUCCUCCGCAAGUGCUGCUUCCCGGGCAGAGAGGCCAGACUUCGGGCGGCGGGAGGCUCCACCGGGGAGCAGCAGAAGCGGGUGAGGAGGCGGCCUGUGGGGGAGGGCAGAGGGAGCCGGAGCUGCUGGGGAUCCCCUCUUGCGUAUCCAACAUAGCGGUCCGUUUGGAGGUUGGGCAAUUUCCUAUCAGCACUCGGAUAUGGAUAUUGAAGAUCCAUUAUUGGCUAAAGCUUAUUUUCUUCCCGGUUGGGCUGGCACCUUUGACCUUAUUGGAUACCUACCAAUCCAGAUGGAAGGCCACACUGCUGGAAAAGCUUAAAGGCUUGGGGAUCCCACAGCAGACCCUGACAGCCACAGGCUUCGAGAAAGCUAGGACUACAAUUCGCCAGCGUAUCUGGGACGUAGAAUUACAAUGCCACAUGAGCAAAAUGAUCAAACAUCCAGCGAUAAGGGACCAUGGGAGAGGUUUCUCUCCAGCUAACUAUCUGUCAGGUCUUCAGGUACCCAAAUACAGACGGUCUUUUACCCUCGCCAGAUUCAACGUUCUCCCUUCUGCCUUACUUCAGGGCAGAUUUGAGGGUAAACCAUACACAGCACGGGUUUGCCCCUGUGGCUCGUUGGAAGUUGAAACUGCUUCACAUGUACUAUUACGUUGUCGUCUUUAUGAGGAUAUACGUUUGACUUUUAUUACACCUGUUUUGCAAAAGUCCAGGAAAGAAUCGGAACACCAUAGUUUAAAACUACUGCUAGAGGACAAGAAUCCCAAGACUACAUUAAAUGUAGCCAAAUUCUGUGCGUCUGCAGUUAAUCGCAGGAAGCAAGUGGUACCCCAUAAUGACCAAACCCCCAAAUGUUAAUUACAGGGGGCACGCUAAUAAUUAAUUUUAAUUUUUUUAUAUUUAAAUCCUUGUUAUACUCAUAUUGUCCUCUGUAUUUCUGAUAUUUUUUUUUAUGAUCUGUGAAUUGUGUGUGUUGACGCUGGUCUGUGACCGUAUUAAUAAAUUCAUUCAUUCAGGAGCGCCCGGCUUUGUUGUUGUUGUUUAGUGGUGUCCGCCUCUUCGUGACCCCCCUGGACCAGAGCAUGCCAGGCCCUCCUGUCUUCCACUGCCUCCCACAGUUUGGUCAAACUCAUGCUGGUCGCUUCGAGAACACUGUCCCACCAUCUCGCCCUCUGUCGUCCCCUUCUCCUUGCGCCCUCCAUCUUUCCCAACAUCAGGGUCUUUUCCAGGGAGUCUUCUCUUCUCAUGAGAUGGCCAAAGUCUUGGAGCCUCAGCUUCAGGAUCUGGCCUUCCAGCAAGCACUCAGGGAUGAUUUCCUUCAGAAUGGAGAGGUUGGAUCUUCUUGCAGUCCAUGGGACUCUCCAGAGUCUCCUCCAGCACCAGAAUUCAAAAGCAUCCAUUCUUCAGCGAUCAGCCUUCUUGAUGGUCCAGCUCUCACUUCCAUACAUCACUACUGGGAAAACCAGAGGUUUAACUAUACGAAUCUUUGUCGGCAAGGUGAUGUCUCUGCUUUUUAAGAUGCUGUCUAGGUUUGUCAUUGCUUUUCUCCCAAGAAGCAGGCGUCUUUUAAUUUCGUGACUGCUGUCACCAUCUGCAGUGAUCAUGGAGCCCAAGAAAGUAAAAUCUCUCACUGCCUCCAUUUCUUCCCCUUCUAUUUGCCAGGAGGUGAUGGGCCCAGUGGCCAUGAUCUUCGUUUUUUUGAUGUUGAGCUUCAGACCAUAUUUUGCGCUCUCCUCUUUCACCCCCAUUAAAAGGUUUUUUAAUUCCUCCUCAGGUUAAAAUGAACUGAGCAGGAUUCCUAGAAAGGGUGGGGGGGGCGCAAAGAGGGGGGAAGUCCUCCAGGGCAGAAACCCCGCCCUCCUCUGCCUCCUGGACUCCGCUGAGUCUCCUCUCUCUCUGGGGAGAAGGGGGGUCGGGAAGGAAGCCCUUAAGGCGCCCACACAUUUUGCAGGGGAACUUUCCUUGCUUCUUGUUUUUCCUUUCUUUCAAGAAAGCUCAGAAUCCGGGCUGUGGGGCAGCCCAGGCCAGGUUCCUAGCAAGCCUCAUCCAUGCUUGAUCAGGGAACAUCUUUCUUUUCUCCAGAGUGUUAAUUUUAUAACUGAACAAUGCAUUUGCUUUGCAGGAUUUUCUAGCUGCUCUAAUUUGGACAGACUGAACACGGCAGGGGGAAAAAGGGAUUUCUUCUGAUCUCUUGGAGGUUUCCUGAGAGCACAGAUGGAUGAGCAAGACUCAGCUGGCCCUGAAGCAGGAAGAGGCCAUGGGAGCAGUGGGGGAUUCUGGGGAAACUCUGUGCAGAAGAUCCUGGGUGAGGAGGACACCCCUUGCUCAGAGGCGCAGAGCCAGCAGUUCAGGCAGUUCUGCCCCCAGGAGGCCAAAGGACACCGAGAGGUUUGCAGAAGACUCUACCAUUUCGACCAUCAAUGGCUAAAGCCAGAAAGGCACACGAAAGCUGAGAUGCUGGACCUGGUGAUCUUGGAGCAGUUCCUGGCUGUCCUUCCUCCAGAGGUGGAGAGCUGGGUGAGGGACUGUGGAGCAGAGACCAGUUCCCAGGCGGUGGCCCUGGCCGAAGGAUUCCUCCUGAGUCAGGCAGAGGACAGAAAGCAGGAAGAACAGCAGGUGAGAGAGACUUUCCUCUGGAUACUCCCAAGGGGCUCCCAACGUGAGGGAGAAAUCCCCAAAUUCUCUACUCAUGGCCCAUCUUUACAGGAAGGAACCGAAGGAGUGUUACUUUUUCUUUUUCUUUUGCUGUUCCUUUUCUAAUCCUUCUCCCCGUUUUCUGUUUGGACUUUCUGUUGAGAUUCCUGCAUUGCAGGAGGGUGGACUAGCUGACUCCAUUCUAUGAUUCUGUGAUUUCAGGGAAUGGAUCUGUUUGCAGGAAUGGGUUCAGGUUCCUCUGAGGCAGAGAGGACUCGGUUGGACGCCAGAGAGAGGCCACUGGGUAAGGAGGAAGGAUGAGGUUUGUCUCUGUUUGGUCACAUUCUGUGGGUUCUGAAACUCACCUGUGAGUUCUUUGAAUCGUUUGGGGGGAAACAAUUGAAGACGUGAGCCCCAAGGAGGAGAGACGUAUAUUUCAUUUACUGAAUUUAUAUACCACCCUAUACCCAGAGGUCUCAGGGUGAUUUACAAUAUGUACGCAACUGAGCUACCAAAUGGGUACAAAUGUCCAAAUGCACUCAGCGAGGUUUUUCUAAAGCCCAUCUGUAGUAAGAGAUGCUCUGCUAGACCUUACCUUUGUCUCCCGCAGGUGACAGAAAGACUUCGGCAAAACCUCCUCCAUCUGUUCAUGGUGUCAGAGGGGAAGCGGUGGCUGCGGAAGUGGAUCAGGUAGGGGGAAGGAGCCGUGUGGGUCACGAGGCUGAGGAGUGGGGCAGCCAGGAGGCCUCUGGGCCCCAGUGAUGAGUCUCACUCCUGCUCCACUUGGCUUCUGUCACAGUUGCCCUUCACAAAAGCUGGAAAGGCCAUUCAGGAAGGUUUCUGUGCUGAGAAUAAGGAGCAGCUGCCUCAGCUCAGCUAACUUUUUGAAUGUUGCUCCGUUGUUGCUGCUUUCUUUAUAAAGUUGUCACUGAAUGCUGAAAUAGGCUUCUAAGCAGUUGACAAACCAUGAAUAGCAGUGGCCAGGAUUCACCUAAGCUGCCCCAUCCGUUUCACAGCAGGGCUUUGCCCCACUCUCUUCUCUCUUCCAAUGUCCCCAUUUACCCCUUGAAGUUUGCUUUAGGGCGUCGGGAGGUUCCCCCCAAGAACAGCGUCCAGGGAGAGGACAGAGGGGAUCCUUCUCUCCGGUAGACUGGAAUGCUUUGCGCAGGCAGAAUGACACGAGGACCACAAUGUUGACCUCUUGCCCUUUGAACCAUGAGUGAUACCCAUCAUUAAAAGCCGCAAGAGAAGAAUUCAUUUGAUACGUUAAAAUAAGCAUCCAUAAUAAAAAUGUGCAGGAAAACAAUCCCUGAAAAGUAACCAACAGGCAGAAAACCCUGGAGCAAAGUGCAGUAGAUCAUCUUCCUGCUGUCUGAGUGGAGGACAUCUCCUUUUCUCUUUCAGGGUUCAGUGUGCUUUGAAGACGUUGCCGUUUCUUUCACGGACGAGGAGUGGGCAUUGCUGGAUCCUGACCAGAGAGCUCUGCAUAAGGAAGUCAUGGCGGAGAACCGUGGGAUCGUGGACUUUCUCAGUAAGGCUCCCUGUUGGAUCAGGGUCUCUGUUUUGAAAUUCAGCGCAUUUCUAUCUGUGACCUCCCCUGCGUAUUUGGAUGGAGCUCAGCAGCAGCAGCCUCUGGGAUUCUAGCACUCCCCAAACUAUCUCCUGUUUGGGCUUUGAAUAUUCUUUCUCCAGUUGUUGUUAUUACUAUCCUGCACUUCAUUUCUAUACCACUCUAUAUUUUUAAGAAAAGACUCUCAAAGCAGUUUGCAACCUACAUUAAAAGUCAACUAAAACAAUCCAGAAUAAAACUUUACAGAAGGUAGCCUGGCUAGUCUGAACUGAUAAGGGCUUCUUACUGUAGGUUUCAAAGUUCUUAAGAAAGUGGAAGUGGCUUCUCCCGGGUAUUUUUGUUUUUGCUUCUUCCUUUUUUUUUUUUAAAUAAUUUUUAUUAAAGUUUUGAACAACAAAGAAAGAAAAGAAAAACAUACACAAUACAUAUAACAAAAACACAAAAAAAGAACAAGAUGCAACAAUAAAAAAACAGAAAACAUAACAAUUAAACACAAUAUCUCUUUUCCAUUUCCAUUUUUUAGUUACUUAUUUUCUGGACUUCCUCAUACCUCCCUCUUUUGUAUUCCAAUCCAAAUUGUUUGUCCAGCAGUUUCUUUUCCACUUUUUUUAAUCCCAAUCUUUAGCUUUAAUAAGAUAUUGAAAUAUAUAACUUCAACUUCUUUAAACCUGAUCUUUGGUCUUAAUAUCAUAUAACGUUAAAAUUUUCCCUCUUAGUAUCAAAUUUCCAUUUCUUUAAACAUUUUUAAUCCUAAUCUUUAAUCUUAGUCUAUCAUUAACUUUAACCUGUACAGCUGGAAACCGCUUAUUUUCAGUCCAACAUCACUCUAACAUUCUUUAAUUUUGCAAUGUUUCUGAAGAUAGUCUUUGAAUUUCUUCCAAUCUUCCUCCAUCGACUCUUCUCCCUGGUCACGGAUUCUACCAGUCAUUUCCGCCAAUUCCAUAUAGUCCAUAAGUUUCAUCUGCCAUUCCUCCAGCGUGGGAAGUUCUUGUGUCUUCCAAUACUUUGCGAUGAGUAUUCUUGCUGCUGUUGUUGCAUACAUAAAGAAAGUUCUAUCCUUUUUAACACCAUUUGGCCGACUAUGCCCAGGAGAAAGGCCUCUGGUUUCUUAGGGAAGGUAUACUUAAAUACCUUUUUAAUUCAUUAUAUAUCAUUUCCCAGAAAGCCUUAAUCUUUGGGCACGUCCACCAAAGGUGAAAAAAUGUACUUUCAGUUUCUUUACAUUUCCAACAUUUGUUAUCGGGCAAGUGAUAGAUUUUUGCAAGCUUGACUGGGGUUAUGUACCAUCUAUAUAUCAUUUUCAUAAUAUUCUCUCUUAAGGCAUUACAUGCCGUAAAUUUCAUACCUGUGGUCCAUAACUUUUCCCAGUCAGCAAACAUAAUAUUAUGUCCAACGUCCUGUGCCCAUUUAAUCAUAGCCGAUUUUACCGUUUCAUCCUGAGUAUUCCAUUUCAGCAGCAAGUUGUACAAUCUUGACAAAUUCUUAGUUUUGGGUUCUAACAAUUCUGUUUCUAAUUUGGAUCUUUCCACCUGGAAGCCAAUUUUCCUGUCCAAUUUAAAUGCCUCUUUUUGUUUUUGCUUCUACCCAUUUUCAGUUGACCAAAGAGAUUACUGACCUUGGAGAUGAAGUGGAUCCCAUGAUUGAGCCAAAAAUAUCUCUCCCAGAAAAGAGUCAGGCUUUUUGAAUCUCAGGUUCCCAUAAAUAGGCCAGUGAUUAUUAGUCAAUGAAACCGUGAACUAUAUAUAUAUAUCUAUAUAUAUAUAUAUAUAUAUCUAUAUAUCUGUAUGUACUCCCAGACCAGUAUGAGGAGCCUUGACUUGGGUUCCUUCCUCCAGCGGGCGCUGCUCGCAGAGGGACUCAGGAGCAGCGGUGGUUUCACCCGCAAUAUACCACUGAGUGAAACCACCAUCCCACUCUGCCUUCAUACAACUCAGAGGGAGAAACGGCUUGUUCUUCCCUCGGCAUCUUUGAUCUGCUCGACUGAGGAGUGUGCAGCAGCCCUUGCCUCAGUGGAGCAGUUAAAGGAAGCCCCAGCUGGCAAGCUGCCUCUGCUCCCAGGGUGAGAGCUGGGGCAGUUUCACCAUGUGUCUCGUGGGCAGAGGCCAGCGCAUCUUGUUUUUUCAACAUUGCAGUAUAUUGCCAAAUAUUUGGCUAGUCUGUUUAGCUGGUGGUACACCACGAUGUUGAAAAGCUGAUAUUUCUCAGCCCUCUGAAUCUCUUCAGUUCUUUGACUAAAACAACCUUUCACUCUCGUUGCUCAAUAAUUGGGGGUUUCCUGAGAAUCUGUUUUUCUCUUCCUUACAGGUGGCAAAAUGUUAGAAGUGAAGAACAAGGGGGACCACAGCAAAAUCCAUAUAGUGGAGAUGCUACAUAAAUAUUUGGGGUGCGGAGAGAGCUGCUGUCAGAAGGUCCAUCUCACUUCCCAGGAAAGAACUCGUAAAGGAGAGAAACAAUAUCCGUGCUCGGCAUGUGGAAAGAGCUUCAGUCGCAGAACCAACCUCGCAGCCCAUCGGAGAAUUCAUAACGGGGAGAAACCAUUUCAGUGCCAGGAGUGUGGAAAGAACUUCCGUCGGAAGGACCAUCUCAUGUCCCAUCAAAGAAUUCAUGCAGGGGAGAAACCAUAUCAGUGCUUGAAAUGUGGGGAAUGCUCUGAGAAUAGCACAAGCUUAUGUCUCCAUCAGAGUAGUCACAGUGGGGAGAAACCAUUUCAAUGCCAAGAGUGUGAAAAGAGCUUCCGUCGGAAGGACCAUCUCACUUCCCAUCAAAGAAUUCAUACAGCGGAGACGCCCUUUCGGUGCCUGGAGUGUGGAAAGAACUUCCGUUGGAAGGCGAGUCUCAUUUACCAUAAAAAAAAUCAUACAGGAGAGAAACCGUGUCAGUGCUUGGAAUGUGGAAAGAGGUUUACUGUAAACUCAAGCGUCCGUCGGCAUCAGCGUAUUCACCAUGGGCAGAUACCAUGUCAGUGCCAAGAGACUGCAAAGAGCUUCGGUCAGAGCACCCAUCUCAUGCACCAUCAGAGAAUUCAUACACGCGAGAAACCCUGUUGAUGCCUGGAAUGUGGGAAGGGCUUCAGCUGCAAGGACCGUCUCACUUCCCAUCAAAGAAUUCACAGCAGGGAGAAACCAUAUCAGUGCUUGGAAUGUGGGAAGAGUUUCACCUUUAAGGAAAGUCUCACUUCCCGUCAAAGAACCCAUAGUGGCAAGAAACCAUAUCAUGCCUUUGUACAAAUUUAAAUUUUGGAUACUUGGUACAUGAGGAUUUCAACGGUGUUUUUUGCUUUCAGCAACUCAGCAAAGAAAUUGACCUUGUCUCUCAAGGCCAUGGAGUUCACACCCAAUAUAGGCAGCAGUUCUUUAUACUUCUUAUCCAGAUUUGCAAGGGGCUGGGAUACCUCCUUAUUGUCACAUCUGGGGAGGGGGACAAAAGCAGUUUGGCAGCACUGAGGAAGUUGCCGUCAACGCUGAGCAAUUUAGACACAGCCACUUCAAGAGCCUCUAAGUUGCAAAAUGGUGGUGCGCCUUGUUUACUCUUGCUGCAGGACCGGAACCGCUGGCUUCAAGAUACAAGAAGGGAGUCUCAAUAUGUUCACUGGCCUGGGCAAAAAUGAGGGUGCCCUAAAGGAUGCUGGGCCCAAAAUAGCAAGUCCUCACAGCUCCCCACCCCCUGCUUAAGGGCUAACUCCAUUUUUCAAUUUCUCUCUCCCACCCCACUCCCCAGCAAAGCCUUUUCCUCAAUGCCGCUGGAGAAGAGGUGAGCAAUCAUUGGAUGGUAGCGUUUAAGGGUUGACUCCCCCCACAAUACUAAGGAAGAACUUAGAGCAGCCGCCUCAUCUGGGAGCCACAAACCUGCCUGGAUCGAGAUCAGAAGGAUCCUUGUUUGUGGCCUCUUUCCUGUCAGCAUCCGUCUAGCGCAGCUUAUUCAGAAGGCUGGUGGCUCCAACAUGCUAGAAAAGUCACUCCCAAGAGGAGGACAAGAAAGCCCAUCUCCUCCUUACAAAAAGUCCAAAGGUGUGAAUCAUAGAAUAAUUAUAGAUUUGGAAGGGAUCCCAAAGCUCAUCUUGUCCAACCUACUGCAAGGCAGGAAACAAGGAGAAAAGAAGUUUAUUGCCAGCCCAUUGACCAGCAACACAACCUGCAGUGCGGACGGCUCCUCUUCCGGGUUCCUGCUGGCCAGACUGGUUUUCCAUAAUGCUCCAUCCCACUCCCCAGGCUUCACGUGUUCUCUCUCUUUCCCCCACCCCCAGGAAGUCAAUACAGGUUCUGUGUCCACUGAGUAUUCUCCAUUCUCAUUGAGCUAUUUUGAGGUUCUCCCUCAAUAUCCCCCCUGAGAUAUUUGUGUUAUUUCUGCUUGACAGCCCCUUGUUGGGUGCCAAUCGUGCAGUUUUGGCACCAGAAGGGAUUCCUCGGGGUCCUUUCCCGCUCUAAAGUUCCAUGAUGCUACGCAAUAACAAGUUUGCUAUAGGUGUUUUGCAGGGAGGAUGAGAGGCAUGGAGGAACGGAGGCCCCGUAAUGUCGUCGUCCCCACUCUCUCUUGGUGCAUCAGAAGUCAAAGAAGCAUGUUGCUCGGUUGGCAAAGCAGCCCCUCAAAAGCAGCAGGAUGUCACAAAAGAGUGAGAAACUUUCUGUGGGAAAUUGCAGUCAAACAUAACCAUGCAUGAGAGCUAGUUAGUGCAUGAAGGGGUUAAGACCAGAGAGUUCUGCUCCAAGACCCAGCUAGGUCAUGCCCCCCUUUACCUCUCUUCCUCCCUCCUCCCACUCUCUCUGACCAAGGAGGACAUGUCUAAGCUUUGCUCCCAAGUUUAGAGCACAUGUUUAGAACUAUAUUCUGUAUUUCCUACCCAAGAGGAUUCUGCCAGCGUUCUCCUUGCAGCUGCAUGGAACAACACAUGUCUCAGACCUUUGAAUCUGUUAAUAAAGCGUUUUAAACUUA